Neurospora hispaniola is the source of this 1074-nucleotide messenger RNA. RefSeq lists its product as uncharacterized. The record is from RefSeq and is a predicted model, not a curated record. The transcript is spliced from 5 exons. The coding region runs from base 1 to 1074 and encodes 357 amino acids. NCBI's taxonomy places the organism in Eukaryota, Fungi, Ascomycota, Sordariomycetes, Sordariales, Sordariaceae.
AUGUCAGUUUACGUUCCUCCGUCUUCCAACCCUCAGGGAGCGGCGUUGCUGGCUAUAUUUUGGAGUAUUCAUGCCGCCUGCACCAUCUUCGUAGGCCUUCGCUUGUACUGCAAGGUCAUUCGUGGCCGCUGCCUUUGGUGGGAUGAUCACUUGUUAAUAGUAGCUUGGGCUCUACUCUUCAUAAACACCGUUUUUACCACUGCCUCCGUCUUGAUGGGAUACGGGCUACACACUGAUGCUGUACCCGGGGAAAACGAGAAGUACCUGUCUAUUAUCGGCGGUAUCAAUGGCACCACAUCGGUUCUCCACGUACUGUUCAGCAAAGUAUCCUUUGCCGUGACGCUUCUUCGAAUCACGGAUGGCUGGCUGAAGCGACUCGUCUGGUUCAUCAUCAUCACUUUGACGCUUUGCCAAGUCAGCACCGCCCUUUUGUUUUGGCUUCUGUGCGAGCCCCCGGAGGCGACAUGGAACUCUAGUAUCACGAAUAAAAAAUGCUGGUCCCCCGACGGCCUCCUUGCCUACUCGAUUGCUCUUGGAAUUUAUUCAGCCGUGUGUGACUUCGUGCUGGCGCUUCUACCGUGGCGAAUCCUUAUGCGAUUUCAUAUGUACCGAGGCGAAAAGGUUGGCGUGGCUAUAGCCAUGAGCAUGGGGGUCUUUGCCGGAAUCGCGGGUGCUAUCAAGGUGUCGACAAUCAGCCGCAUAGUGAGUAAUGACUUCAGCUACGAGGGAUUCCUUCUGGUUGUUUGUGCCCUUGUCGAGGGGGCUUGCGCCAUGAUGGCUGCCUCAAUACCCACCCUGAGGGCUCUGUUCCUUCACACCUUUGACCCUCCAUCGCAGCCGAGCAUCGAUGUAGUCGUCGAAAGUGAUAGAUCCGCGGGGGCAUCAGCACGUCGAGCCCGAUCCGACUGGGACGAAAGAAAGUACAGGAACAGAAGCGACCAGAGCAUCCUGGCGAUACCGCCGACAAGCAGCAGCACUACGGACAGGUCGGUCGAGACAGAUAUCGAACGAGAUCUCUCAAGACCGCUAAACAACCAGUUUGAAAUGAAAGACUGGAAGUCAGCAAAGAGUUGA